Messenger RNA from Frankliniella occidentalis (western flower thrips), 1805 nucleotides. RefSeq lists its product as uncharacterized. NCBI's taxonomy places the organism in Eukaryota, Metazoa, Arthropoda, Insecta, Thysanoptera, Thripidae. The record is from RefSeq and is a predicted model, not a curated record. Bases 44 to 769 code for a protein of 241 amino acids. The transcript is spliced from 2 exons.
CGUGAACAUCGGAGCUGGCGGCAGCAACUCGGGACACAUCAAGAUGGUGGCCGGACAGGACGGCCAGCGCCGAGAAAAGCGCUGCAGUUUCGGAGGUUGCCGCGUUAACAUCGGGGGCAGUAACUCCGGUAGCAUCAGCCUCCUCGCCGACAAAGCCCAGCCGGCCCCCACCACAGGCCCUACCCAGAGCUCGGAGGGCGCCCUGGCGCGGACCAAGCGUUGCUCCUUCGGCGGCUGCAGCGUCACCAUUGGGCGCGGCGGCAGCAACUCCGGCUCCAUCCGCCUCCUCACCGAGCCCUCCGAACCAUCUGCCAACCUGCUGGCUUCCGGGGACGCUCUCCUCACGAGAAACAGGAGGUGCAACUUCGCCGGAUGCAGGGUCCACGUCGGCGGCAGCAACUCUGGCAGCAUUAAGAUGCUGCAGGAGAACAACGGGCUGGCCGCCGCGGCCUCCUCGACGGAGGAGCGCUCUACGGAGGCAUCAGCGGAGACUAAGACGCGGUCAAAGCGCUGUUCCUUCGGGGACUGCACUGUCACCAUCGGCGGCCGCAACACGGGCACGGUCAUUGGGGCGCGUCGUGUCAUAGAAGGAGCCAGGCCGAUGGUAAGCGCUGAAGGUGAUUACGAAUCAAAGACCAACCAGUAUUAUCCCACACGAUCAAAUAACAACCCCGAAUACUACAAUAACCCUGCCUCACAAAGGCGCUGUUCUUUUGGGCAAUGCGUGGUCAGCAUACCCGGAAACAACAAUGAAGAUAUUUACUUCUGAUUUUUUUUGUCAAGACGGUUGGGCUAGUAUGUGUGUACCUUGCUGUAUGUCAGGGCUCCGGCACAUUAGUAUUGCGAGAUUGCGAACCGAAGGGUCCUGCAUGCUUGACGCGUGGAGCGAGUAGGCAAACUCACAAACUGUUGAGUCGUCGCCCUAACACACGGUGUACACUUGUACUAGCCUAUAAUAGACCCUUUUAGCAAAAGCGAAGUGAAGAGCAGGGUGAGGGACAACCGACAGGAAACAACUGCUUAAACUACCUAAACUAAAAACGAUUACUUGUGGGUCGUUCUAGUUUCGAUACUGUUCACAGUUUACUAGCUCUAGGCCUUGCCCUAUGUAUCGAGCCGAUCCUACGACUAUUUUAGCAGAAAGAGAAGGAAUACUCCGGCACUUACAAAGAAUAUAUCUAUCAUACCGUUUACAGGUUAUUCGCGCCUUGUUGUAAAAGUGUGUCCAACAACAUUCCAGAAUAGAUGGCAUAAUCCAAGAUUAAAUGGCGUUAAUUACGUUUAUCACGGCCAAGCAGAUUUACACUGAGAUUUGAAGUAUUUAGCGUGACUGUCCAUAAAAUUACUAUAUACCACUCAAAUCCUUCUAAAAUUUACUGUGUUCAAGUGUUUCUUUUUUUAAAACCAUUCGCAAAUUAUAAUUCAAAGCAGAAUUUGUACCGUUCUCAAACUGUAAGUGCAGAGGUUUAUUACACCCCUUUACCGGUUGAAGAUUGAUCACUAGAAAAACGUGCUGUUACUAUAAUAAAAUAUGUUUUAUAUACAUUUAUGCGAACAAUAAACCUAAAGUGAGUGAUUUGGCUGAAAAUAAUUAAGAAAUGUACUUGACAAUAUUAAAUCAGAAACAUUUUGUUUCGACAACCAAAACCAAAUUAAAUUCAAGUGUAACAUCUUGUGCAACACGCUGAUCCUCUAUUCUAGCUUCCUUUUCUUCGGAAGAGGUUGGUCAGCUUCUGGAACUGAAACAGUAGAAAAUCAACUUCAUACCACUUUUGCAUUUAUAAGAAUAAAAUUGUUAUUACUUA